Molecule: messenger RNA, 198 nt
Organism: Acanthoscelides obtectus
Lineage: Eukaryota; Metazoa; Arthropoda; Insecta; Coleoptera; Chrysomelidae
Source: the annotation of a GenBank genome assembly
AUGGAAAGUUCCAACGCAUUUUUCAAAAAUUCUAGACGUGCAUGUAAUGUCAGUUUUGCUGGAGCGUGGGGCCUCAAACAGCUUGUACAAGCGAAAAGCGAAGACAGGUUGCCAAACAUCAAAUUAUGCAAGCGAAAAUCCUGGAGAGCUGUCGAACAUAGUUCUGAAAUAAGAUCAACGAAUAACAUGUAUGAAUAA